Neofelis nebulosa (Clouded leopard) is the source of this 3640-nucleotide messenger RNA. It is a transcript of the gene RHBDF2, whose product is annotated as rhomboid 5 homolog 2. The record is from RefSeq and is a predicted model, not a curated record. NCBI's taxonomy places the organism in Eukaryota, Metazoa, Chordata, Mammalia, Carnivora, Felidae. Gene Ontology annotation, biological process: regulation of epidermal growth factor receptor signaling pathway; regulation of protein secretion. Gene Ontology annotation, molecular function: serine-type endopeptidase activity. Bases 685 to 3168 code for a protein of 827 amino acids. Gene Ontology annotation, cellular component: endoplasmic reticulum membrane. The transcript has 19 exons.
GAUCUCUGCAGAAUGCCAGGAGAGGCAAGUGAGAAAGUGGUUGGUUCUGUCUGGUGACAGGGCAGACUUCCUGGAGGAGGUGACAUUUCACCUGGCGUCGCCCAGGCAGACAAGGUGGAGCCUAGUGCGGCCAGGGGAGGUGCAGGGCCUCAGACAAGAAAGUGAGGGUUUGGGAAUCUGCAGGGACACUGGUGUAUCAGGUGGGGGUCGGGGCAGGUUCUGAAGGGCCCUGGGUAUCUACUCCAGGCAAGUGUGACCAGCCCUGAGUUCCAGAAGGAUCCUACCUUCUUGAUGAGCUCACCCAAGCUUGGACUCGGCAGCCCUAUUCUCCCAGCCUUCCUCCACCGCCUGCCUCCCUCCCUCCUUGGUGCCAGUUUCCCAGGACAGUGCCUGCCUGGUGCCCUCUCACUGCACCCUGGUCCCAAAGGAGACUAAAUUGGAGAACUUUCCGUGCAGGGGCCCCAGAGACUGCACGCGCCUAAGGAGCUGCCCUGCUCGGCCUGGAACCAGCUGCCUUUGCGUCUAUGCACCUGCCCACACAGCUGAAACUUGACCCCAGAGCAUCUGCAGAGAGUGAGGGAAGGACUAGAACAUACUAGAUCAUGCUCUAAAGACCCCUGCGACAAGACCCAGGAAGCUGUGAGCUCAGCCCAGAUCCGAAGCCGCGCUGCCCCCCUGCCCGCCAUGGCCUCCGCUGACAAGAAUGGCGAGAGCGUCUCCUCCGUGUCCAGCAGCCGCCUGCAGAGCCGGAAGCCGCCCAAUCUGUCCAUCACCAUCCCUCCACCCGAGACCGCGGCCCCUGGCGAGCAGGCCAGCAUGCUGCCCCAGAGGCCCAGGAACCCAGCCUACGUGAAGAGUGUCAGCCUCCAGGAGCCACGGGGACGAUGGCAGGAGGGCAGCUCAGAGAAGCGCCCAGGCUUCCGCCGCCAGGCCUCCCUGUCCCAGAGCAUUCGAAAGGGCACGGCCCAGUGGUUCGGGGUCAGCGGCGACUGGGAGGUGAAGCGGCAGCAUUGGCAACGCAGGAGCCUGCACCACUGCAGCGUCCGCUACGGCCGCCUCAAGGCCUCGUGCCAGCGGGACCUGGAGCUCCCCAGCCAGGAGGUGCCAUCCUUCCAGGGCACCGAGUCUCCAAAACCCUGCAAGAUGCCCAAGAUCGUGGAUCCACUGGCCCGAGGACGGGCGUUCCGCCACCCGGACGAGGUGGACAGGCCCCACGCCCCACACCCGCCCCUGACCCCUGGGGUCCUGUCCCUCACAUCCUUCACCAGCGUCCGCUCUGGCUACUCCCACCUGCCCCGCCGCAAGAGGAUGUCUGUGGCCCACAUGAGCUUUCAGGCUGCCGCCGCCCUCCUCAAGGGGCGCUCCGUGCUGGAUGCCACGGGACAGCGGUGCCGGGUGAUCAAACGCAGCUUUGCCUACCCCAGCUUCCUGGAGGAGGACGUGGUCGAUGGGGCAGACACAUUUGACUCCUCAUUUUUUAGUAAGGAAGAAAUGAGCUCCAUGCCCGACGAUGUGUUUGAGUCUCCCCCGCUCUCUGCCAGCUACUUCCGGGGGAUCCCACGCUCGGCCUCCCCGGUCUCCCCCGAUGGCGUGCAGGUCCCUCUGAAGGACUCGGGCCGAGCCCCGGCGCCCGGGGCCAGGCGCAGCAGGCGCAUCGCCUCCAAGGUGAAGCACUUUGCCUUUGACCGCAAGAGGCGGCACUACGGCCUGGGCGUGGUGGGCAACUGGCUGAACCGCAGCUACCGCCGCAGCAUCAGCAGCACCGUGCAGCGCCAGCUGGAGAGCUUCGACAGCCACCGGCCCUACUUCACCUACUGGCUGACCUUCGUCCACAUCAUCAUCACGCUGCUGGUGAUCUGCACGUAUGGCAUUGCACCCGUGGGCUUUGCCCAGCACGUCACCACCCAGCUGGUGCUCAGGAACAAAGGUGUGUAUGAGAGCGUGAAGUACAUCCAGCAGGAGAACUUCUGGAUCGGCCCCAGCUCGAUCGAUUUGAUCCACCUGGGAGCCAAGUUCUCACCCUGCAUCCGGAAGGACCAGCAGAUCGACCAGCUGGUGCUUCGGGAGCGAGACCUUGAGCGGGACUCGGGCUGCUGUGUCCAGAACGACCACUCGGGCUGCAUCCAGACCCAGCGGAAAGACUGCUCGGAGACUUUGGCCACUUUUGUCAAGUGGCAGGAUGACACAGGCCCCCCCAUGGACAAGUCUGAUCUGGGCCAGAGGCGGACAUCGGGGGCAGUAUGCCAUCAGGACCCCAGAACCUGUGAGGAGCCAGCCUCUAGCGGCGCCCACAUCUGGCCCGACGACAUCACCAAGUGGCCAAUCUGCACGGAGCAGGCCAAGAGUAACCGCACGGGCUUCCUGCACAUGGACUGCCAGAUCAAGGGCCGCCCGUGCUGCAUCGGCACCAAGGGCAGCUGUGAGAUCACCACCCGGGAAUACUGUGAAUUCAUGCACGGCUAUUUCCACGAAGAGGCAACACUCUGUUCCCAGGUGCACUGCUUGGACAAGGUGUGUGGGCUGCUGCCCUUCCUCAACCCCGAGGUCCCAGAUCAGUUCUACAGGCUCUGGCUGUCUCUGUUCCUCCACGCUGGCGUGGUGCACUGCUUCGUGUCUGUGGUCUUCCAAAUGACCAUCCUGCGGGACCUGGAGAAGCUGGCCGGCUGGCACCGCAUCGCCAUCAUCUUUAUCCUCAGCGGCAUCACCGGCAACCUCGCCAGUGCCCUCUUCCUCCCCUACCGGGCGGAGGUGGGCCCGGCCGGGUCGCAGUUCGGCCUCCUCGCCUGCCUCUUCGUGGAGCUCUUUCAGAGCUGGCAGCUGCUGGAGCGGCCCUGGAAGGCCUUCCUCAACCUGUCGGCCAUCGUACUCUUCCUGUUCGUCUGCGGCCUCCUGCCCUGGAUCGACAACAUCGCCCACAUCUUCGGCUUCCUCAGCGGCCUGCUGCUGGCCUUCGCCUUCCUGCCCUACAUCACCUUCGGCACCAGCGACAAGUACCGCAAGAGGGCCCUCAUCCUGGUCUCGCUGCUGGUCUUCGCCGGCCUCUUCGCCUCUCUGGUCAUCUGGCUCUACGUCCACCCCGUGCACUGGCCCUGGAUCGAGUACCUCACCUGCUUCCCCUUCACCAGCCGCUUCUGCGAGAAGUACGAGCUGGACCAGGUGCUGCACUGACCCCCUGCCCCACCGGGCGGGGCAUCGCUGCUGCUCACGGGGCGCUGAGGGCCCGGGGCCCGGGGCCCAGGCCAGGCUGCAGAGCGCCCCCUCCCCCGCGCUCCGGAGACCCACUGCCAGGGGCCCGGGCCCUCCCUCCACCAGGCGAGACGGUCACAAAGGCGGGUUCCCCCGGGGCAGCGAGGCGCCCCCUUCCUCAGGCUGGGGACACUCCGCGCACGGGCUUCUCUGCAGCUCAGGGGCUCAGGGCCAUGCCCGCCCGUCGCUCCCCUGCUGGCGGGACCACUGCCUAGGGGUGGGCUUCUUUCUUUCCCAAGGUCCUCAGGCUUCGCCCGUCACCCCCCUCAGCCUCUGCUGGUGCCCCCCGGCCACACACACACACACACACACACACACACCCCACAUUGCUGUGAGCGUGCCCUUACUGGGACGUGGCCAGGGUUCCCACUCCUGCCUCAACAUGCCAGCCCUC